AUGGCAGUUAACUGGCUUACGAUGGAGUUGCUUGGUGGGCUCGAGGUCUUCUUGCUGGGCUUGAGUGGGCCUGGACUUCAAUCUUGGAUCAAGGUAAUGGGCCCUUACGGGCUAGAUUCCAGGUGUGGAAUCUGGGUCCAACAAUUGCCCCCCAGCCCUUUUAAAACCGAGGAAGCCAUGGCUUCGAAGCCCGUGGUGGGGUCUUCUGCCCUUGCCGACCAGGUGGUUGACCAGGUCGACGCGACCGGAAGGAGAGGUCGUUCCCUCUCCCGAGUACGGUUCGAUCGGACUCGGAUCAAGGUCACUCGAGGCAGGCGUCGAAGCGAGCUCGGAGUGACGAUGGAGAGGCUCGUUCUCGCGAGGGCGGCCCGACUGCCUCGAACGGGAGCGGGGGAAAGCCGCCGUUUACUGGCAGUACGAGAACUCCAAAGGCUUCCCCGUUCAGGACGACGAGGAGGGAACAGCUCGCAUUCAGCUCCACUUCAAGCCCGUCGGAUGCCGGCUCCCGUCCCUGAACCAGAUGCUGUGGCAGCUCGUAACAUGUUGGUGUCCCGCCUGGAGUCGAGGAUCAGAGACGCGCCUCAGCAGAAAGAGCUCGAUCAGGUGAAGGAGCUCGUUGCCAAGUUGACCUCCGAUCUCUCUGCGGCGAACGAGCGGGUAGCUCGUCAGGGUGAGCUCUUGAAGAAACACACCUCGCAGGAGGGUCGUGUGAAAGAGCUCGAGACCAGGGAGGCCGAUCUCUUGCGCCAGCUGUCCCAGAAUCAGGAGCAGAUGGCGGCUUUGCAGAAGGAGAGCUCGAGUGCGCUGACGCAGUCGCUUCGCCUUAGCCGGGAGAACCAGGUACUCGUCGCCGAGAAGGACAAGUAG
This is a messenger RNA of Microthlaspi erraticum, 867 nucleotides long. Lineage: Eukaryota; Viridiplantae; Streptophyta; Magnoliopsida; Brassicales; Brassicaceae. The record is from the annotation of a GenBank genome assembly.